Messenger RNA from Racocetra fulgida, 393 nucleotides. NCBI's taxonomy places the organism in Eukaryota, Fungi, Glomeromycota, Glomeromycetes, Diversisporales, Gigasporaceae. The record is from the annotation of a GenBank genome assembly.
AUGUCUUUUACUUCACCCCUUGACGAUUCAUUGCAAUCUCUUCUGAACCAGUUAAACACUGAGUUUGACGAAUGUCUAAAACAAAUCGUGCCAAAUGGCUUAGAUAAUACCGUGAAAUCUAGUUCUUCUCAAGAUGAAUCACAGGGUAAUUUUCAACUAAAUAUCAUUCGUCUCCUCAGAUUUUUACAAAUAGCUAAAAAAUUGGAAACAGCUUUAUCAAAGAUCAUUCAGUCAGAAAAACAACAGGAAAAAAUUGCUUUACAAGAUGAAAUCAUUGGAUUACAUCAAAAUAUAGCACAACAAAGAGAAGUUAUUGAGAAAUAUACUGCCUUGGUUAGAGAGUGGUCAAAAGAAUUUAGUGAAUUAGAAGAAGAAAAUAAAUUACCUUUAUAG